This is a messenger RNA of Chiroxiphia lanceolata (lance-tailed manakin), 2633 nucleotides long. It is a transcript of the gene FOXI1, whose product is annotated as forkhead box I1. The record is from RefSeq and is a predicted model, not a curated record. The transcript is spliced from 2 exons. Gene Ontology annotation, biological process: anatomical structure morphogenesis; cell differentiation; regulation of transcription by RNA polymerase II. Bases 133 to 1260 code for a protein of 375 amino acids. NCBI's taxonomy places the organism in Eukaryota, Metazoa, Chordata, Aves, Passeriformes, Pipridae. Gene Ontology annotation, molecular function: DNA-binding transcription factor activity, RNA polymerase II-specific; RNA polymerase II cis-regulatory region sequence-specific DNA binding.
UGGGGUGGAGCCUGCAGCGCUGGCUGAAACAUUUACAGGUGCAUAAGUAGCUAGGGCAGGGCACAGGUGAUGCACCUGUCCGGGAAAGAGCACUAGCACAGCUGUGUCACAACCUCCCGCCCGGGCUGGAGCAUGAGCUUCUUCGACCCACAGCCCCACUCCCCGCCACGCUGCAGCCCACAGUUCCCAAAUAUUGGCCAGGAGCCUCCAGAGAUGAACAUCUACUACGAGAACUUCUUCCAUCCGCAGAACGUCCCCAGUCCCCAGAGGCCGAGCACCUUCGAGACGACGGAUUACGGCGCCACUCCCAACCCCUACCUGUGGCUGAACGGCCCCUCCAUGACCCCCCCGCCGUACCUGCCCGGAUCCAACGCCAGCCCCUUCAUUCCUCAGUCCUACGGCAUGCAGAGGCAGCUCCUGCCCAACAUGCACGGCCUGGGGGGCACCGACCUGGGCUGGCUGCCUCUGCCGUCCCAAGAGGAGCUCAUGAAGUUGGUCAGACCACCCUACUCCUACUCUGCCCUCAUUGCCAUGGCGAUCCACGAGGCUCCUGACAAGAGGCUGACUCUGAGCCAGAUCUACCAGUACGUGGCUGACAACUUCCCCUUCUACAACAAGAGCAAGGCUGGCUGGCAGAACUCCAUCCGGCACAACCUGUCCCUCAACGACUGCUUCAAGAAGGUACCUCGAGAUGAAGAUGAUCCAGGAAAAGGGAACUACUGGACUCUGGACCCAAACUGUGAAAAGAUGUUUGACAACGGGAACUUUCGCAGGAAGAGGAAGAGGAAGUCUGACAUCGAGGCGAGCGCUGCCGCGCUCGGAGCUGAGAAAUCAGAGGACAGCCCCCUGACUGGCAGCCCCAAAGCUGCAGAGCACCAGGAUAUCUUGGAAAACUCACCCCCUGGGACUGACAACUCCCCUGAGAAGGAGUCUCCCCCUCCCUCGUCCAGCAGCCCGUGUCUGGGUAACUUCCUCUCCAGCAUGACGGCCUACGUGAGCAGCUCCAGCUCGGGGGGCCGCUCGGGGCCCCUGGGACUCAGCUCUGAACCCAUUGACAAAAUGGGACAGAACAUGGGAGGCUUUAAUUCCUACUCCCCCCUCUCCAGUAUCCCCAGCCACGGGGUGGGAGAGUGGUCCAAUUCCAUGCCUUCCCCUCACCUUGGCCACAGCAACUCUGUGCUCAACCAGUUUAACACCCAUUUUUACAGCAGUAUCAGCACGAACAACACACUGUACUCCAGGGAAGGGACAGAGGUUUAAAUGAAGGAUUCUAAGAUGCUAAAGUAGAGUUAUUUAUGAGAGGAAGUGACCCGUGGGCAGGUGAUUAGCAUUAGCCUGUUGUCUCUAGGACCCUCUGCACCCUUCCUUCUGACAGCCACAAGCUUGUUGCACUCACUGAAAUCACAAACACUCCACGUUUGGCAGCUCCACGUGAAAAAUCAGGGAUCAUAACAGCGAGAACAGCGAAAAGUUCUCCUCAGACACUGAUUGAGCUGCUGCCAACCAGGGGCCUCUACAGAUGUCCUUGAGAAGUUCCUGUUUGCCUUAGGCAGGAAGCUCUUUCUGGCAUGGCACUGACACUGCUGUGCUUUUUAAAGUGCUCACAGAAGUGUGGUUGUGUCUGUGAAUAUCCUCUGUUGCCAGUGUAGGCUGCCUUCACUAGACAUGCUUAGCAAGCUCUUACUUGGUCAAAGCUGUGAAGGAUCCAGAAUAAAAACUGCUGUCUAGUGAGUAACAACCAACACUUGAAGGGUGAGGGCUGUCUUUGGUUGUCUCUCACACCAGUGCAGACACUGCCAAAAUCUGACCCCCUUCCAGCCCCAGGGGAGAUGUGGCUGUGAAGGAAAGUAACAUCAGCAUGGACACAACAGGAAUAUUGAAGCUGAAGGGAAACAUAACAAAGUGCAGUGGAAUUGUCUUCUGCUGGUGCAGAUCUUAGUGCUUUCAAUUCUAAUUACAGGGUCAAUUUUUUUUUCCUUACACAUGCAAAUCUAGUCACAUAAGGGAAACAGGAUCUGUCCUGAGUAUAUCUCUCUCUCUACAUAUAUAUAUAUUUAAUACAUGUGUUUUCUAAGAAGAAACCACAUUUGCUGUAUCUCAAUAUUUUACAUUAAUCAAUUCUACUGAGUAAAGUAUUGGAAUACUGGGAUGGGGGGGAAGGGCAGAAGAAAAAGGAGGUAAGAAGUUUAACUGACUCUGGGUUUCAAUUCCAAAGGCUGGAUCUUUCCAAGUAUCAAUUGCAGAUAUUGUAAAAAGUUUCUGUACUGUAUUUUUUUGUCAUUUUGUAAAAGUCUGUACUAUUUGUGCUCGUGUAAAUAUUAGAAAUAACGCUUAUUUUUCCUACCCUCUACUGUAGCCAUAAAAAAAUUUUAAAAUAUAUACGAAGUUUUUCUAAACAAAGACUUGACUGAAAUUCCACAUUUGUGUAGAGUAAUAUCUGUAACUGGAUAACCUGCAGCAUACAUGGACAUUGAGUUUAACUGUUCACAACUGGGCACUGACCAGACUCUUGAAGUGAUAGAAAACAUUAAUACAUUGUAAUAGACACCAUUUUACCUUGAUUUUUUUUAACGCUACAAGGGUAUAGUUUUGUUACAGGCCUCCUCAGAAACAUUUUUAAUAAAGCAUUUGUA